UCUAUGAAUAAAACUGUUAUUUCCAUCCAUCCUUAUAUUUAAUAAGUUUUUCACAAAAGCCUCUGAAGUAAAGCAUACCGUAUGAAACAGCUUCCUCUAGUGGAGACAGUGGAGAAAUAAUUUCAGCCGAAACGUUUCACCACAAUUGAACAAUAUGUGUGCAAAAUAUUGUGAAACGCUCUCACACGUUUUUUUUUUUUCCGAAGACACUAUUAAAAAUAAAUACAUAAAGAUAUAUCUAUUUAUCUAGACUUUUAACUCACUAAGGUGAUCCUGGUCCUUAAUGACAAACUUUUUUGAGAUCUGCAAGACAUCUUCAAAUCUGCUUCAAAUCAGAUCUCUUCCUAUGACAAAGUAUAAAAUAAUCAUCGCAAUAGGUUAUAAUAAUGUGAGAAAGCAAAAAGUUUUAUUUGCAUUCUCAGUUGAUCUAGCAUGUCUUAAAAAUUCCAAGUUAUGCUGUUUUUAUUUGUGUAAGCCAAUAGUUAAAAACCAAAAAACAUCAAAAAUAGCACGUUUUAUACAAAAAGACAGGGAAAAACUUUAAAUUUGAUUAAAAUAAUUUGAAAGUUUUCCUCUAUGUGUCUUUAGUUACUGCAGGCAGUAUUGUGUUACUGAUUAUGAAAGUACUGGUGAACUUUCACCUGUGAACAACAACAAAAAAAAAAGAACAGGACAGCUCCUCCCCCACUGUCUAACUCCCACUUGUCUCACUUCUGCAUUUUGCACUGUUCAUAUUGCCACAUUUAAACAUUUAUAAGAAAAGGAAGUCAAAUAGUUUCCUGCUGCAAGAUCCAAAGCUUGUCAUUUAGAAAAAAUGAGCAGCCAAGUUCCUCUGGUCAAUGUGGAAAAGUGGAUAGCGGAAAACCAAGAUGCUUUUCUACCACCAGUGUGCAACAAGCUGAUGCACUUUUCCCAAUUGCUCGUCAUGUUUGUUGGGGGUCCUAACACCAGGAAGGAUUACCAUAUAGAGGAAGGGGAGGAGUUGUUUUUCCAGCUGAAGGGAGACAUGUGUCUGAAGGUGAUUGAAAAUGGCCUCCACAAGGACGUUCACAUCAAAGAAGGAGAGAUGUUUCUGCUCCCAGCUCGAAUCCCCCACUCUCCGCAGAGAAAAGCCAACACCGUUGGACUGGUGGUGGAGCGAAGGCGACUGCUGACUGAAACUGACUGCCUGAGGUACUACGUGGACAACACCACCGACAUCCUGUUCGAGAGAUGGUUCUACUGCGAGAAUCUGGGGACACAGCUGGUUCCGAUUAUCAAAGAAUUCAUGGCAUCAAACCAGGCCAAGACGGGAAAACCGGAUCCAAAUGAAGUUUUCCGAGAGCCUCCGUUCCAGAUGAACACCAUGAAUGUGAUGACACCAUUUUCCCUCAAGGACUGGCUUAACAAACAGAGGCCAUCUUUGGCUAACGGCAGGCCCAUCAACAUCUUUGGAGCUCAGUUUGAGACAGAGGCAAUGGUGUUUGGACCUGGACUUACAGAGACCUCAGUCCAGCAAACUGAUUUGUGGAUUUGGCAAAUGGAGGGAUCUUCAACAGUGACCAUGGCGGAGCAGCCAUUUAGUUUGACUUCAGGAGACAGUUUGCUCAUCCCCGAACAGAGCCAGUACAAGUGGCAGAGGAAUGAGGGGACUGUGGCCUUGGCUGUCGUGCAAAAUCCAGAGCGGAAGAGAACCUAAUUGUCAACUACACACCUUCAAAAUUCACUUAAAUACAUAGAAGUGUUAAAGGUGUGAACUUUUUUAUUAAAACAUGUAUUUUUAAUAACGACACUGACAUGAAACUUACACCAGAGGUCAGUAGCAAACCAAGUAAUCCACACACAAAAAAACAAAUCAUUCCACUAUUUCAACUCUGAUGAUACAAGGAGAAAGUAAUAACAUACUUACUGAAUUUUAUCAGCAUUAGUAGAAAAGCCUCCAGCUUUUUUCUUUCCCUGCAACCAAGAAAGAGUUUUCAUGUGGGUUUCAUCUUCAGCUCUUUAAUGAAAAACUACAUUUUCAUGUUCCUUUAGUUAUCUGAUGUUUCCUAGCACUUUAUGCUCAAAACCAACCUCACUUCUUCUUGUUCUUUGGUGUUUUAGGAGUGAAAUUCACUCCAGAUCCUCCUGCAAACUUGUCUUCUCUUGAUAUUUCAUUGGAUUCCCUAAAUACUCUGUAGAAAACCUUAAAAGAUAUUUAUCAUGGGUUUUUUUUAAUAGUGGAGUUUUGCACAGUAAGUUAUGCAAUUGCAGUUGAGUGGAUAUUUCUUUGAAAUUAAGUUUCAGAGAAAUAAGUUUAGCAAAAAUGAGGUUGUGAAGUUCUUAAGAGCUUCUUGGUUUGACCCAUCAUGUUUGUUGAGUAAUGAGAAAACGUUUCAUAGACGAUCACUGCAGAGGAAAUUAUGUUUAAAUUUAUAUUGGUCAGACCUGAAAAAAGGUGAUUUUGGGGCUUUUUUCUUGACUUUCUGUGGACCCCAACACAUUUUCUAUGUAUAAUUUUACUUAAUUCUUCUUAAGUUAAUGCAUGGACUUGGGUUGUUAAUGACAUCUGGGGUGAAUUUUGUACAAACAUCCUUAUAGAAGUACGUUUACUAAGAAAAACAAUAUCUUGUUCAAUUGCUUUGUAUAAUGGUAAUAAAUAAUGUCAAUUUGUUUUAGUUUUAUUAUUUAGUGAAGUUAAGGAUAAUGAAAGAAGAACUUGAUUCUGAAACCGCCGUCAGUUUUUAAGCUAACCGGAAUAAAAUGACAUGAGAUAAA
Messenger RNA from Gambusia affinis (western mosquitofish), 2736 nucleotides. RefSeq names its product 3-hydroxyanthranilate 3,4-dioxygenase (gene haao). The transcript has 10 exons. The record is from RefSeq and is a predicted model, not a curated record. Gene Ontology annotation, molecular function: iron ion binding; 3-hydroxyanthranilate 3,4-dioxygenase activity. Gene Ontology annotation, cellular component: cytoplasm. Gene Ontology annotation, biological process: 'de novo' NAD+ biosynthetic process from L-tryptophan; quinolinate metabolic process. The coding region runs from base 815 to 1678 and encodes 287 amino acids. NCBI's taxonomy places the organism in Eukaryota, Metazoa, Chordata, Actinopteri, Cyprinodontiformes, Poeciliidae.